AUGGGAGAAGACAACCAAACCUCUAACCUGGAUUUCUUCCUCCUGGGAGAUAGUGGUCAUCAGGAACAAGAAACGUUCUUCUUCAUCCUCUUCCUGUUCAUUUAUCCCAUCAUAUUGAUUGGAAACCUGCUCAUCAUCUUGGCCAUUCGCUCUAACAUUCGCCUUCACAACCCCAUGUAUUUUCUCCUUGCCAAUCUCUCCUUAGUUGACAUCUUCUUCUCCUCUGUAACCAUUCCUAAGAUGCUGGUCAAUCAUCUCUUGGGCACCAAAGCCAUCUCCUUUGGAGGAUGCUUAACACAGAUGUAUUUUAUGAUUGGCAUGGCUAACACAGAUAGCUAUAUCUUGGCAGCAAUGGCAUGCGAUCGUGCUGUGGUCAUCAGCCGCCCACUUCAUUACACAACAAUUAUGAGCUCACGAUCUUGUGUCCUGCUAAUUCUUGGGUCUUGGGUGGUUGGAAGUGCCAACGCCCUCCCACACACUCUGCUGACAGCUAGUCUGUCCUUCUGUGGAAACCAGGAAGUGGCCAACUUCUACUGUGACAUUGCCUCUUUGCUCAAGCUGUCCUGUUCUGACAUCCACUUCAAUGUGAAGAUGAUGUACCUAGGAGUUGCUGUUUUCUCCAUGCCAUUACUAUGCAUCAUCAUCUCCUAUGUUCAGGUCUUUUCCACAGGCAAGGCCACUCAGGUCUGCAGGCUUCCAUUCAUUCCUGUCAGGUCCAAAAGCAUGAGAGAUGUCAGCAGUGUAUGGUUGCACCCUUUCUGGCAUCUGCUAUAUUGA
Molecule: messenger RNA, 777 nt
Organism: Ceratotherium simum simum (southern white rhinoceros)
Lineage: Eukaryota; Metazoa; Chordata; Mammalia; Perissodactyla; Rhinocerotidae
Source: RefSeq, a predicted model, not a curated record